AUGGCUCGAGAUGACGCCACAACCUCGCGCACCCCUUUCACUAGCGCGUUGACUAGUGUGCAACUCGAAAAGAUAGAUAAGCUGCGCCUACCCGAGUACAAACCCUGCGGAGACCCAGUGGAACACAUGACAGCUUUCAACAUCGCGAUGGCGCAGACUCGACUCUCCGACGAAGAAAGGGACGCAGGCUACUGCCAACUGUUCGUCGAGACUCUCCACGAGCAAGCCCUAACCUGGUUCUCCCAGUUAGAGGAAAACUCAAUCGGAAGCUUCCGUGACUUGUUAGCAGCUAUUCUCAAGACGUACAUUAUGUUCACAAAGCGCAGCGCUACCGCGUCUAGCUUGUGGAACCUCAACCAAACCAAAGACCAGAGCCUCCGCGGCUACAUGGAGAAGUUCAAAGCCGUGGUCUCGAGGAUUGAAAUCCCAGACAGUAUCGCCAUCGACGCCAUGUGGAACACGUUGUGGGUUCGCUCUAAGUUCCGAGAAGACUUAUACCAAAACCCAACUACGUCACUCCAAGACGCUAUCGCGCGCUCUAAUAACUUCAUCCGAAUGGAAGAAGAUACUAAUGCAAUUCUCAGCAAGAUGAACGUACCCAAAGCUCCAGCGGCUAAAAACGCCAACACGCGACAAGAACCGCGCCAGCAAGCCCCAAGCGACAAAAACGGCCGCAAAGACAGAUACAUGUAUGUCGUCAACGAGAACAACAUGCCGUUUUCACCUCUCGUAGUCCGCAGAGAAGGUUGGAACAAGUGGGUAAGGGAGCUCGAUUCGUCCGACAAACCAGUCGAUGCUGUUUGCGCGACCCAACCUACAACAGCAGCAGGUUCUGCGGCAGGCCCUUCCAGAACAGUCGAUCUCACCAAGCACUGCAAAUAUCACGACGUCAAAGGGCACGAUAUGACAGAGUGCAAGAGAGCCCAAUGCAAAGCUACAUGCAAAGGUCGACAAAAUGAAACUCAACAACGAGACGACGAGGAGGACACUCCGAGGGGUAACGGCGAGGGAGACUCCUCAGCCGACGAAGAGCAACUAGCUAAUCGCAGGCGCAUUGAGGUUAUACUCUCUCAGCAAACCUUAUCGUCGGACGACAAGAACGACGACACGCCUGUACUCGAAGAUUUGAGGGACGUUCUGAAACGAAAGUUUGAGUCAGAAGAUAGCAACAGCUCCAAGCACAAUGAUCUUCGAACAACGUUGGAUGCACGGAAGUACCGUCGUAUCUCGGCUGGCAACCCCGAUCCCAAAGAGCGCCCCAACGGUGACCAUCAAGAUAAACUCAACGCUGGCGCAUGCGAUCUUCGCAUCCGUCUCAAUCUUUCGAAAUCCACGGACCUCUGA
Molecule: messenger RNA, 1344 nt
Organism: Brassica oleracea var. oleracea
Lineage: Eukaryota; Viridiplantae; Streptophyta; Magnoliopsida; Brassicales; Brassicaceae
Exons: 2
Coding region: 1-1344 (447 amino acids)
Source: RefSeq, a predicted model, not a curated record